Molecule: messenger RNA, 567 nt
Organism: Laetiporus sulphureus 93-53
Lineage: Eukaryota; Fungi; Basidiomycota; Agaricomycetes; Polyporales; Laetiporaceae
Exons: 7
Coding region: 1-567 (188 amino acids)
Source: RefSeq, a predicted model, not a curated record
AUGUCUAUCUCUGACGAAGAUGCGACAUGUGCCUUGACAAUGAACCAGAAAAUUGAAAAUAGCAUUGCAUACUCUGCUGAUGGACACAAGCUAGUCUAUCAUUUACCACAGCUGAUCAAGGAGCGAGCACAUGAGUUCUUGGUACAGGACCUUCUGGCGUACUUCAUAUAUGUGCCCCCUAAAGUCAAGAAAGGCAAGAAACAUUUGUAUAAAGGAAAGGGUCUCAAGGGAGACAUUGCCUUGAGCAGAGGCUGGCAUCAAAUUGGUCACUCUUCCUAUUACACACAGCAUGGACAUGUUGAAAAAUGGAACUGGCUUCAUGCAAUCUGCCCAGAUAUUGAAAUCACAAGACCUACUGGCUAUCCUCAGUUUUAUGCAAAUGCUGAAAAGCUUGUCAUCGGGGGGACUGCAUUUGGUUUUGGGAAUGGGAAGGGUACCUUGCACAUCUCUAUAUCCCACUUCACCCAUGCCUCAGUGUGGAGUAAGUAUGAGAUGGCAGAUGAAGCAGGUCUCAAAACAAGUGAACCAAGCACUCCCAAAUCUAAAGCGGGUAUCUUACAAAUCUAA